Dinoponera quadriceps is the source of this 2277-nucleotide messenger RNA. It is a transcript of the gene SC35, whose product is annotated as serine/arginine-rich splicing factor 2. Gene Ontology annotation, molecular function: RNA binding. The transcript has 4 exons. The record is from RefSeq and is a predicted model, not a curated record. Bases 332 to 862 code for a protein of 176 amino acids. NCBI's taxonomy places the organism in Eukaryota, Metazoa, Arthropoda, Insecta, Hymenoptera, Formicidae.
ACGAAUGUGUCGCAUAUCGAACUUUUGCAACUUGCACACGUAAUUUAUACACGUAGAUACGCAUUUACGCAACAUCAUGGAUGAGAAAGCUGACGAUGUAAUCGAUGUUUAAACAUUCGUUUGACUUCCGCGGACCAAUGCGUAGUGCGUGUUCUUCGUACCGCCAUGUAGUCGGCUGUCCGCCAUUACCGCAAUUUUCGUUCGCCAUCUUCUCUUCCUCGCGUGGCACCGGGGUGCGCGUAGUUCUGCGUAAUUACCUCCCAAUUUGUCAACGAAGCACGGCACUCUCCACGAUUUAUCACGAGAACAACGUAACUCACGUAAGGGCAAGAUGAGUUACGGUAGGCCACCGCCCCGCAUUGACGGUAUGGUUUCUCUGAAAGUCGACAAUCUAACGUAUCGGACAACACCGGAAGAUCUGAGGCGGGUGUUCGAGAGAUGCGGCGAGGUCGGCGAUAUUUACAUCCCCCGAGAUCGCUUUACGCGCGAGAGCCGUGGUUUCGCGUUUGUCAGAUUUUAUGAUAAGCGCGAUGCUGAAGAUGCGCUGGAUGCUAUGGAUGGAAGACUGUUGGAUGGCAGGGAACUUAGAGUGCAGAUGGCGAGAUAUGGACGUCCUACGUCCCCCCAUCGAAGUCGUGGAAGUCGUCGGCGUGGAAGAUCACGAAGCAGAAGCAGAGACCGACGACGCUCCCGAUCUCGAUCUCGUAGCAGGUCGCGCAGCCGCGACAGAGAUCGCAGGCGUUCUUACAGCCGUAGCCGCAGCCGUUCUCGCUCCGACAGCAAGAGCUCGCGCGGAAAAUCUCGCUCUCGCAGCAAAUCUCAGGACAGGCAAAAAGACAGUCGUUCCAAGUCAAGGGACUGAGGUUCUCGAAAGAGUGUGUAACAGGAUAAGAAUGAGUGCGCGAGCGUCCAACGAAUGCCGAACAAUCUAUGUUGAGAUUGAAAAAGGUAUUCCAUCACACUCUAUAGCAACACUGUCGCACGCUUCUUCACGUUCUAUCAUUUUAAAGACAUACAUAUUAUAUACAUACAUAUAUUUGAAUUAAUAUUACGCGUCUUCCUCCUGUUUCGGAGGCCGAUUAGUUUCUCAAUAACAUAUAUAUAUAUAUAUAUAUUCUUUUUCUGCGUGCUUCUCCUUAAUUCGCGUUAAUAACACUUUUGUUGUGCAACAACAUUGUUUAAUUAACGUUGUUUCCGUCUUACUAUCGGAUGAAUUCUUUAGAAUUUUGUUCGUAUGAUCUACCUUUGGAGGUCGUACGCAUUUUGUGUAUCUAAUUCUUGUGGAUAGAUAUUACAAUACUACGUUUGUGUGUUACGUUUGAUGAGGUCCUCUCAAUGGCGACAUGUACCAUUCAUAUAUAUUUUUCACCGACGAAUAAUAAUAUUACGAGAUGGAAGAAAAUAGCUUUCCUUGCUACGUUUUAUUCUUCUACUUUCUAAAUCAUAUCGGUUGUCCGCCGCGCGAAGCUACGCUGAUUAAGCUUGGUACACACUUGCAAACAUUGGUGACAAACAUUAGUCACGAAGUAAAAUUUACUCGUAAAAUUCUACAGAUAUACUUUGUAAGAGGUAGAAAAUAACGAGUAAGAAAAAACACGAGCAAUCAUGGAUCUGUGUAUUAGAAGCUCUGUUGUAUGAAGUAUUUCUCUCGUAAAAUUUAUUAUUAUCAUGAUCUUGGAUUCACAUUUUAUCUGCAAAUAGAUUCGAUACAUUUAGAUUCGAUACAUUUUAGUUGUGCAAAGAGUUAACACGAUCAAUGAAGAUAGUCAAGUGUUAUGUCGAAGGUCUAUUAGUCUGUUCGGGAUUUAAAUUUAAUGUUGCAUAGCCACGUUCAACCAGUUUGUCAUCUCAUUUUACUAUGUAAAUUGAUAACUUACAAAUGCAAUGCGAUAAAGAUAACUGGAACCUUUUCUAUAUUGUCGUUAGGAAGCAGCAAUGAAUUAAACAACAUUUGCUGCAUAAAAGUAAUGUGGUAUACAAAGACAUUACAUGUUACUUAGCUUCAAUAUAAAAAAAAGGUCGCUUUAGUAACGUUCUUUUCGCUUAUCGAAAGUGUUUGCCAACAAUGUAUCUAGGUGUGUGUACUGGGUUCACAAGGGAAGUCCUUUAUCCUCCCUGAGAAUGAAUUCAAAGUUUUAGGUUUUUUCUCACGCACGACAAUACAUUUCUAGAAAUAAGUUUGCGUUGAUAGGCAAUCGCUCAUGUAAGUCCGCACACCGUAGAUUCAUUUGUAAUAAAGCGCAGUGAGUUGCAGAAGACAGAGCUGUCUACGUAUCC